Molecule: messenger RNA, 3276 nt
Organism: Gigantopelta aegis
Lineage: Eukaryota; Metazoa; Mollusca; Gastropoda; Neomphalida; Peltospiridae
Product: RAD51-associated protein 1-like
Exons: 7
Coding region: 392-1318 (308 amino acids)
Biological process (GO): double-strand break repair via homologous recombination; interstrand cross-link repair
Molecular function (GO): double-stranded DNA binding; single-stranded DNA binding
Source: RefSeq, a predicted model, not a curated record
UUUCUGAACGCUGGACAGCUUUCAGUGUCAAAUUGCCAUUGAAAUGUUUUUAUUUGAUGACUAUGAAUGCAUAUGUCAGUCAUGGAGUGUCACCCAAGUACGUUUGCUUAAAUGUCAAUAAACCAAGUGCCGAGACCUUGACUAAUUUAAAUCUAAUUUGCAAAGUUAUCAAAUUCUUAAAGUACGUGAUCUGAAAAACACACACACAUAUACCUGUAUAGUUGAUCACUAAAAUUAAGACAACUGCACUAGUAGUAAUACAAUUUUUAUACAUGACAUGAUGUAUAAUUUUAAAAUAUUGAACACAAAUAUUUGUGAGCAAUUGCACUAAAAUUAAGACAAUUCUUACUUUAAGUUUGAUAUAUAAAGCUAUUUUAAAUUUAAAUUCUUAAUGUGUGUGUUUUAUUUAUCUGUUCAUCUUUUUUUAUAUAGAUCAAGAAAGCAAAUUGACUACUCCAAAUUUGGAGAUGGUGGUCAUGACGAUGAUGAUUUUGCAGACUCCUUUUCAGCACCAAAGAAGAAAAAGACAACCAUUAAGGAAAACAGCAAGGUGAAAAAAGUUGAAAAGAGGCCUGCAGAGGAGAAAAUUGAGAAAGUAGAGAAGAAAAGGGAAAGGGCAAAUCCAAAGGACAAGAUAUUUGACAAUGAGCUGCAGAUUGCCCUGGAAGUUUCGCUGUCUGAGGCACAGAUCUGCAGUCAGCCCAAGGAUGUCUCACAAGAACAAGAUGUUGAGUCAAAGAUAAAUGAACAUUCAGUUUCACCCAAGAAGUGUGAGGAAGAUGAAAUCAGUUUAAUAGAAGAAAAUGUCACUGAUGAACCACCUGCAAAGCGUAGACGAGCUGCCUCUAGUAAUAAUAAAGAUGACCAAGAUUAUACUGCUGAAGAGAUCAGUGACGAUGAUGAUGAUGAUGAUGAUGAUGAAAACUUUGAUGUCUCAAAUGAUGAAAAUGACAGUGAUUUUGACUGUGGUGAUACAAAGUCAACAAAGAAGAAGAGUAAAGUUUUGAAAAAAACUCAGCCUAGUUCCAAAAAAUCAAAAGCUGCCAGUACACCAAAGGCCAGAGAAGUGGCCCCAGCUCAGAAAACCAAGACAACCCCAGUCAGGACCCCAACAUCUGUACCUAGACCUGCUAAAGACAGCCCAGCAGUUGGGUUAGCAGCUCAAAAACAAGUCUGGAAUCCUCCAAACAGCUCUGAUUCCUGCAAGACCCCUCUAGGCGGUAUGUCUGUCAAAUCACCAACUUCAGGAAUCCGGAUUGGUCUGUCGCGCAACCAGAGAGUGAAACCCCUUCACCCAUCUCUGAAAAUCCAGCCGUGAUAACAACUUGUUGAUAAGUUGUGUGUGAAUUUAUCUUUAUGUGGAGAUGGAGACGAGGAAAGGAAUGUUCAUCUUAUGAUUCACCACCACACCAUCGAUUGUCAGGCCUUUGAGAAUUGAAAAUUUUCUUAACCCCAAAACAAGUUGAGAUAACCCAUUGUGGUUUUUGCAUAACCAAUCAAGCAGGGGUGAGAAUUCUCCUUGGAUCAGCUGUUUUCCUCUCAUGGAACAUUGCGUUUCAUCGCAUUUUAAUCGUCCUUUCCUCCAAAAUGUGUUCAAGAAUUUCCGGGAUCCCUCUAGAUUUCAUCUUUUUUACAGUUCACCAAUUCCCAUCCCUGAUCAAGACCUUGUAAAUGAUGAUCUAAAUUUAAUGCACUAGCGAAAAUUGGGUUAUACUAAACUAGGCUCGUGCAAGCAAAGCAUAAACGUAACUAUCGUUUUUGCAAUUUUCAGAGGCCUGUUUGUUUUAUUCUAAAACGUGGUGACUGUGACAUGGUUUAGAUUGUGAAAAAGAGAAGCCUUACAAUUACAGUGGCUGCAUUUAAAAAAAAAAAUUAUAUACUCUUUUUCUCAGUUGGGAUAGGAGAUACCACAUCGUUUCAUAUAGAAGUCGAGGGCUGUUCACUAAUUAUAUAGUGUAGAAUCAAACUGUUUUCAUUGUUUCCCCAAAAGCAUUUUUUAAUGUGUAUUUGAAUUCAACAGUGCACUCCAUACCACUCUCACCUCCCAUUCCUCCCUCAAGCGUUAGAUCGUUGAACAGCCCCUUACACCCCUUAUAGAGCACUGGUUCUGGUGGUGAAAGUUUAGGCAGUCUCUUAGUGGUGGAUGAACUUGGACUCUCAGUCUCACACUUCAGUCAGGUGCUCAACUACCAAUGACUCAUGGAAAUUCCAUUUGUGGUUAUGUGAAGAACAUGUUGAGAAUUGUGAAUGGUUCCAUACGUGUUUUAACUUAUCACCCAUGUAUCCAUUAUAAAAUUGUUAUUUGUUUUUAAUAGCAUGUUCACGGUCAGCUGUAUUAAAGUGUAAAUUAAUAUGACCCGUAGAAUAGUUCAUCAUUUUCACUUUCUCUCAUCUUCAAGUAUAUAAGACAGAGCUAUCUGCCUGCUACCCAUCCAACCUUUCCUGUCCUGAAUGGAGGAGCUGGCACCCCUGCCCAUGACAGGCAUGAGCUAAAACAGCUUGCUCUGAUUGUGCACGUUAAUUCCUACAGGGCUUCUAGAUUAUGGUAGCCCCACUCCCAUGGCUAGUGAUAGUCAAUGUUGGGCUAGUAAAUAACUACUAUUGCCAUGCCUGACGGCUAGGGAAAAAAAGUUGUCAAAUGCUGCAUUUAACUGUCUAUUUUGUAAAUAUGAAUAUCCUAACCCCCUCACCCCAUCCCCCUAGCUUAGUGUUUUUAAGUUCUAUAUCCCUCUUUAGGUGACAUAUCUGAUUACUAUUAGUAAAAUUGUAUAACUUAAAGUAGGGCUAGUGAAUUUUUAAUCGUGGCUAGUAAAUUUUUAAAAUCACUGAUCCUGUGGCUAGUGGAUUUUAUAAAAAUUCUAGAAGCCCUGCCCUAUAUAACGUAACGUAAUUUAACGUAACAACAUAAUAUAACAUGAAAAACAGCAAUAAGAGACAUUUCUAUCACAUGAUUAUUCAUAACAAGGGGAGUUAACUCUCGUAUUAUGUUUAUAAACUCAUCAUUCGGCUUAAAAGGAUAAAACUGGUAUCUUUUGUAAAAAAAAAAAAAUUAUCCUACAAUCCAACAAAAAAGUGGGAGAAAACAAAUGUAUUGCUAUAAUUUGGUACAAACAGUCUAGAAGACAUUCCUAUUGCAGUCUUUCGCUCAUCCGAUACAUUUUAAAACGACUAACCGGCCUUGGUGGUGUCGUGGUUAAGCCAUCAGAUAUAAGGCUGGUAAGUACUGGGUUCGCAGCCUGGUACCAGCUGCAACCCAGAGCAGGUUUUAACGACUCA